Messenger RNA from Penicillium paradoxum, 2721 nucleotides. RefSeq names its product putative quinate pathway repressor protein QutR. Gene Ontology annotation, biological process: chorismate biosynthetic process. Bases 1 to 2721 code for a protein of 906 amino acids. The record is from RefSeq and is a predicted model, not a curated record. NCBI's taxonomy places the organism in Eukaryota, Fungi, Ascomycota, Eurotiomycetes, Eurotiales, Aspergillaceae. The transcript is spliced from 2 exons. Gene Ontology annotation, molecular function: shikimate 3-dehydrogenase (NADP+) activity; 3-phosphoshikimate 1-carboxyvinyltransferase activity; 3-dehydroquinate dehydratase activity.
AUGUCCAUGCUAGUACGUCCGCCGAAACGAAAGCUCCACGAGGUUGAGAUACUGGGUGAUAGACCUCGAAAGUACAGCUCAAGUGCUGUGACCUCUUCCACUGUUCCCCUAUCAUCCCAGCCUCACUAUCGCCAAUCAGGUGAACACAGAGAGGGACCAGAUGAUUCGCACUCGCUGCAAUCGUCGCUGCGGGAACCACAUUCAAAUCGCGGAUCACCAGUCUUUUUUGAGCAUGGCCAUCUUGACACUCCACGUACUUUCAGCCCAAACUCAUCUAUUGCCUUGAUUGGGAUCCGCGGCACAGGAAAGUCAAGCCUAGCGGUCAUCCUCGCCGCAACAUCUGGACGGCGUUUGAUAGAUGCAGAUCGCUACUUCCACCAGCGUGUGGGAUGUUCCCGUGCUGUUUUCAAGAAAGAGAAUGAAGAUUUUGUAUAUCGGCAACAGGAGACUCGAGUUUUUGAAUCAAUGCUGGCAGACAACCAGGAGGGAUGUGUGAUUGCCUGUGGAGCCGGAUCGAUGGAACGUGACGGUCAAAGGCUUCUUAUAGAAUUUGCCCAGACCCAUCCUGUUAUUCACGUCAUUCGAGAUCCAGAGAGCAUCCAGUCGUAUCUCAAAGCGUGGGAUACACAAAAGGUGCGGCGCUUCUUAGAAAUUUCGGGUCCGAUAUACCGAGGGUGUUCGAACCUCGAAUUCUUCAAUCUUUCAGAGGCUAGAAGCGAUGAUGGGACCCAAGAAACCCCUGAUCUAUCCUCCGCACAUAGAGUGGAACCCAGACUACAUACUCCAAUCCCGUUUCUAACAUUGAAACGAGUCCAGCGGGACUUUCUCCGCUUCAUUGCCUUUAUAACCGGCGACAUCGCAGAACUCAACAGUCAGCAUGCGUCCUUUCCUCUCUCACUGCUGCCUGUAGAAUCUCGAACGUACACAUCCGCAGUGUCAGUACCAUUCUCUAGGGUCUGUGAGAGAGGCAUAGAUAUUGAGCAGCUGGAAUUCACCGCCGAUGCCUUUGAACUCGCAAUUGAUAUAACAGAUUCUUCUGAUCAGUCGGGUCUCGGGUCAAGUCUUGCAGACAGUAUAAGUCAAGCGGUGGCAAUGAUUCGGCGCAAUAUUAUUGUCCCAUUGAUCUACCAUGUGGAAAGCUAUACCACCCCUGCAGAAUCUCUUUCUUCUGGUCAAACCCCCGUGCGAUGUACGGAUGAAAUGUAUCUCAGCCUGGUCCGGCACGGCUUGCGGCUUUCCACUGGGUUUCUCACAGUAGACCUCACCCGCGAUGAUAAUAUGAUCUCCAAGAUCAUCUCCGCAAGUGGGAGAAUCAGAAUCAUCGGCCACUUUGAAGCAUUCCAUGCGUUGUCUGGAGGCUGGGAUGGUGAUGAGUAUAUGAAAAUUUAUGAGCGCGCAAAAAGACUAGGGUGUGAUCUAGUCCGGCUGUGUCAACCCGCGGAAACUCCAGAAGACAACCUGGCGGUCCAGCGGUUUCGUCAUCGCAUUCAAAGCAUGCCUACCGCUAGCCUUUCUCUGAUCGCCUACAACACCGGACCUCUUGGACGCAUGUCUCGCUGCUUCAACCCCAUUCUCUCUCCGGUUACACAUCCAUCCUUAACAGUAGAACUUCCAACUCAUCUACGAUCAUGUAUCACCGCCCGCGAGGCACAGCAAGCACUUUAUAGCUCAUUUGCUUUGGAUCCGAUGCAGUUCUUUGUUUUCGGUGCCAACACGACGUACAGUAUGUCACCUGCUAUGCAUAACACGGCCUUCAGUAUAUGUGGGUUGCCGCACAAAUACUUCAUUCAUCAAUCUCCUACAUUGCGAGGGUUGAACGACCUUGUCGAAAAUCAAUACUUCGGUGGUUCAAGUGUCAGUCUCCCGUACAAAACCGAGUGUAUUCCUCUGCUCCACUCAAUGUCUACACACGCGAGAGCCAUCGGCGCCGUUAAUACCCUCAUUCCGAUCCGAAACCUUGACGACUUGGAUGACACCCGUCUGCAGGAAUCAUCUAUUUUUCUCCAAAAGAGCCGUGCCGGUCCUAUCAAGGGUCUUCAUGGUGACAACACCGAUUGGAUUGGAAUAUGUAAUUGCAUCCGUCGCGGUCUCUCGCCAGCAAAUGCGGUACGCCCGUCAUCGACUGGUCUUGUCAUCGGAUCCGGUGGAAUGGCUCGCGCUGCAAUCUAUUCGAUGAUCCACCUUGGCGUACAAAACAUAUUUGUAUACAACCGCACCCUUGCCAAUGCGGAAAAACUGGCUCACCACUAUAACCGCCAAGAUCUUCACCCUGAAGAAGCCAGCGGGCCUGGCCGUCCCACAAUUCGCAUCCUCGUAUCAUUAUCCAACCCCUGGCCUACAGAGUUCAAACAGCCGACGAUCGUAGUCUCGGGUAUCCCAGCUCACAGCAUUGAUGGCGAGCCCGCGCCCAAUUUCCACGUCCCCACCCAAUGGUUGGAGAGCCCGACGGGUGGUGUUGUGGUCGAUCUGGCUUACAAACCUCUCAACACCCCUCUCAUGAAACAAAUACGAGCCUUAUCCCAUCGUGGCUGGGUAGCACUAGACGGGCUCGAUGUUUUGCCAGAGCAAGGUUUCGCUCAAUUCGAAUUAUUUACUGGUCGACGCGCUCCUCGACGUGUCAUGCGGAGGAUCGUCCUUCAAGAGUACAAAGAUGAGGAGGGAAUUGAUGACCAUGAGUCGAUACAAGAGCGGUUGCAGCAAAUGGAUGGAGAGCCGUCAUGA